AAAUGGCUUCCACAAUUGACAUUAAUUGGGACUCUGAUGUUAUAAAUGGCACUGAGAAACCCUAGGGAGAUGAUUUUAGAGAGUGGUUUUCUUUUGGGUAUCAGCAAAUAUUUACUAAUAUUCAAGAAAAGUAGUGCCCUGUCUUUAUUAGAGAAAAAUAAAUAAAUAAAUUAUGUAAAAAGAAGCAGCAGACACACACCCUUUUCUCUUAUAAAUUUCUUCAUAUCAGUAAUUCAAUAUCACCUCACAGAUUCUUUUCUGCACUCUUUUCUACCUUUUCCCUCUGUUUCUGGUUGUUGUCAUCUUUCCUUUCUUUGUGCUGCUGAAUCUUGCUACCUAGCAACAAUGGUGGCGAAGAAGCCAAGAGUUGUGAUUAUUGGAGCAGGAAUGGCUGGUCUCACGGCUGCAAACAAGCUCUACACUUCUGCUAGCUCAAAAGACUUGUUUGAGCUCUGUGUUGUGGAAGGUGGCAACAGAAUUGGUGGCAGAAUCAACACUUCUGAAUUUGGUGGUGACCGGAUAGAGAUGGGAGCAACAUGGAUCCAUGGCAUUGGAGGCAGCCCAGUUCACAAAAUUGCUCAACAAAUCAAUUCCCUUGAGUCUGAGCAGCCAUGGGAGUGCAUGGAUGGAUACAUGGACGAGCCAAAGACUGUAGUCGAAGGUGGGUUUGAGCUCAAUCAAUCACUGGUUGAGUCCAUAUCCACUCUUUUCAAGAACCUGAUGGAUUUUUCUCAGGGGAAAUUGAUUGAAAGCAGGGAAAACUCUCAAGGAGUUGAUUUCUACAAGCUUGCAGCUAAAGCAUAUAAGACCUGUAAAAGCAAUGGUGGUGUCUCUAGUAAGCUGAGUGUUGGUGCUUUUCUCCGACAAGGCUUGUCUGCUUACUGGGAUUCUGUGAAAGAUGAAGAAGAAAAGAUGAAAGGGUAUGGCAAUUGCAGCAAAAAGUUGCUAGAGGAAUCCAAUUUUGCAAUGCAUGAAAAUGCACAAAGGACUUAUACUUCUGCAGGAGAUCUCCAGACUCUAGAUUUUGAUGCAGAAAGUGAGUAUCGGAUGUUUCCAGGCGAAGAAAUCACCAUUGCGAAAGGCUACUUAAGCAUAAUCGAAUCACUGGCUUCUGUUCUGCCCAAGGGUCUAAUCCAAUUAGGCAAGAAGGUGGCAAGAAUCGAAUGGCAACCUGAGGCUCAACAAUCAAUGGAAAAUGGGUAUGCGAAUAGGCCAGUGAAGCUACAUUUCUGCGAUGGAUCGGUUAUGUGCUGCGACCAUGUUGUGGUCACAGUAUCACUGGGAGUACUUAAAGCCGGAAUCAGUCAAGAUUCAGGUAUGUUCAGUCCACCUCUUCCAUUUUUCAAGACUCAGGCUAUAACAAAGCUUGGAUAUGGCGUUGUUAACAAGCUAUUUUUGCAAUUGAGUUCAAACCAUGCUGGUGAAGACGAAGAUUGCAGCAAGUUUCCCUUCUUGCAAAUGGCUUUUCAUCGAGCAGACUCAGAGUUGAGGCAUAAGAAGAUACCUUGGUGGAUGAGAAGGACAGCUUCAAUAUGUCCAAUUUACAAGAACUCUAGCGUGUUGCUGUCUUGGUUUGCCGGAAAAGAAGCUGUUGAGCUUGAAUCACUGAGUGAUGAAGAGAUUAUUAAUGGGGUUUCAGCAUCAAUAUCUAGCUUUUUACAAUCACCCCAGAAGCAAGUUAAUGGAAAUUCUCUUGAAUUCUGCAAUGGAAGUGUGGGAAGCUCAAAUGGAAAUGAAUUGAAAUUCAGCAAGGUUUUGAAGAGCAAAUGGGGGAGUGAUCCUCUGUUCUUGGGAUCUUACAGUUAUGUAGCAGUUGGAUCAAGUGGAGAUGAUAUGGAUUCAUUAGCAGAGCCAUUGCCUGUUAAGCUUGGCAGCCAUGAAUCUGCAGGGUGUCCUCCACUUCAAAUUCUAUUUGCAGGGGAGGCAACGCAUAGAACUCACUAUUCUACUACCCAUGGUGCUUAUGUUAGUGGCCUUAGAGAAGCCGACAGGCUUCUCCAACACUAUCGUUGUGUUGGGGUUUAGACACUUAGUACUAUAAAAAUAAUAUAUAUAUAUAUAUAAUUUAAAAUUUUGUUAGACACUUAUUUUGGUGAUUUUUUUUUCUUCCCAUUUUCUAUUUUCCAUCUAAAACAUGUUUCUUUCUCUUUCUAUAAAGUUAAACGAGUAAUGAGUGGAAGCAAAGAAGAAAAAUUAGGGAGGGACGAAAGAGAUAGAUGGGGACAUUUUUAGAUGUAUUGCCUGAAUUAAAAGAAGCUUCUUUUAUAUUUUCUAUGGCA
Messenger RNA from Manihot esculenta (cassava), 2279 nucleotides. RefSeq names its product probable polyamine oxidase 5. The transcript has a single exon. The coding region runs from base 346 to 2025 and encodes 559 amino acids. Lineage: Eukaryota; Viridiplantae; Streptophyta; Magnoliopsida; Malpighiales; Euphorbiaceae. The record is from RefSeq and is a predicted model, not a curated record. Gene Ontology annotation, molecular function: polyamine oxidase activity.